Molecule: messenger RNA, 2423 nt
Organism: Coffea eugenioides
Lineage: Eukaryota; Viridiplantae; Streptophyta; Magnoliopsida; Gentianales; Rubiaceae
Exons: 7
Coding region: 100-2154 (684 amino acids)
Cellular component (GO): nucleus
Molecular function (GO): zinc ion binding
Source: RefSeq, a predicted model, not a curated record
UACCAUAUUUAGCUCUUCAAAAUCCAAGUAAAUUCUAUUAUGUCCAGAUUCUUUUGAGCCUUUUUUUUCUCAGGCCAAAAAAUUUAGCAAUAAGGAGAGAUGGCGGCACAAAAGAGAAUCGAAGCAAUAUUAGAGAGGCUGUUUCCGGAAUCUCCGACCACCGCCACCACCAAAUCCAAGCCUAAUAAUAGCGAUAAUAAUCAUCAUAAUAAUAACGGCUCCUCUGCUUCCACCACCACCAGUAGUGCUGAUGGAGUUCGGUGGUUGAAAGGCAAGAAACGGCCGAAUGUAUCCUCUGCAUUGGGCAUACUUGGUCCAAAAUCGAGGUUAAAUCCAACUGAGGAAAUGCAGGUGUCAUCCGGUUCAAGUGGUUCAAUACAAGCUCCAUCUUGCAGACCAUGGGACCGUGAUGAUCUAUUUAGGAGGUUGUCUACUUUCAAGUCCAUGACUUGGUUUGCUAAACCACGGACGAUUAGUGCAGUGAAUUGCGCUAGGAGGGGUUGGAUCAAUGUGGAUAUGGAUACCCUUGCCUGUGAAUCAUGUGGUGCACGUCUUCUUUUUUCUACUCCAUCGUCUUGGACACAGCAACAAGUUGAGAAGGCAGCCUUGGUAUUCAGUUUGAAGCUAGAUACUGGGCACAAACUACUUUGCCCAUGGGUGGACAAUAUCUGUGACGAAAAACUUGCAGAGUUUCCCCCGAAGCCAACUGCUGUUUUAGUUGAUGACUAUAAAAAAAGGUGUUCAGCUUUAUUGCAGCUUUCAGCUCUCCCAAUCAUUUCACCUUCCGCCAUUGAUUACAUAAGAAGCCCUCAGCUGGAGCAAUUUUUUGGAGGACGUUCAGGUGCGGAGAAGAAUAAAUCUGCUGAUGCUAGUAGAAGUCUCAUAAAUAACCCUCCUUCAGCAUCUUCUGCUUCAUACUAUCAGGCACAAAAGCUAAUCAGUCUUUUUGGCUGGGAAUUUCAUUCAUUACCUUAUAUUGUUGAUUGCAAGGUUGGAAAAGAAGAUUCUAGCAACAAUGUAAAUUUGGCAAAUCAACCUCAUCUAGCCUCUGAUAAGCUUAAUCUGAGUGUCAUCUGUUCCUCUGCUAAAGGGGUUUUGGAGGCUGAUAAUGAUUCUCAGGCUUCUGAGAGAGUUCUCUAUGAACCCAAUUCCGUUGUCUUUGAGUGCAGGCUUUGUGGUGCUAGUAUUGGUUUGUGGGCUUUUUCUUCAGUUCCACAACCUAUAGAGUUUCUGAGGUUGGUUGGAUAUACUGAAGUUGAUGGUCAAAAUGAUACUCCCCAAUCCAAGAAUAGUGCUCCUGGGAGCUCCUUUUCCAGCAAUGAGGGUCGUAAUGAUUUUGCGGCUUCUACAUCUUCAAAUGAGAAAACAUGUACUUUGAAUUUGACAAUUGCUGGUGGUCCUCCACCUGCAAAGCAAAAUUAUAGAGCGACUAUAUCUUUGCCUCUGAUUGGACGGAAUUUGAGAGCUCGAUUUUCCACCAACUAUAUGGUCGGUAAAGACCAAGAAAUGGCAUUGGUGGAAGGGAAUACAUCGCAACAGGCAAAUGAUCAAGUUGGUGAACCAGUUUCCAAUAAUGAAAAACAACUUGAAAACAUGGAGGUUGUAGGAGGAGGUUUGGGUAGUGCUGACAUGCUAGUAAAAAAUGUGGGUAGUGCCGAGACAGUUGAUUCUGUAGUUGAGGACUGUAACAGGUCACAAAUUGGGGAAUUUUCCAGCUGUAAUGUCAAAAAUAAUGUUGGGAUGGUCGUUGAGACUGCCACAUGCAAAAAUGACAACUUGCCAGGUGAUAAGGAAAGUAACAAUGCUGUGGAGUCUGGAGGGCAGGCUGGGGAGUCUGGAGGGCUGGCUGGAGACAGCAAUGUUCCUCACACUAGUUUGGGAAGGAAUCCAGAACAAGAAUCACUGCACAACUCGAUGGAGUUCGAUCCGAUCAGGCAGCACAAACUUUUUUGUCCGUGGAUUGCAUCCAUUGGUAAUUCUACUCCUGGAUGGAAACAAACUCUGUCUGCUUUACAACGCCAUAAAGAAUUCUCGGAGUCCUUUGCUGAAAAUCCACCAUCUUCCUUAAUUGAGGUGGAUGAUCCAAUUGCUUCAAUCAGACAGCUUUUCAGUUCCCCACCUGUAAAAAGAACGAAGCAUACUCAUGCGAGCUAGUGCCUGGGAUAGUGUUGACUUUGCAGCAUGUCAAAUGAUUGUGAGAUUGCAGAGCUAACAGGAAAGCACACUCACGUAUGCAUACUUAGCUUUUCUAGUUUUUCUUGCCUACUUGAAUUUAAAGAUUUCCUUUUAAGGAUGAGUGUAAUAGCUUUUCAUUAUUUUCAGCUUGUUGCGAUUGCAGCUGUACUGUCCAUGUAUGCAUAACUCCAAUUUAUGACAGCACAAAAAUUUACUGAGAAUCAUCAAUGUGAAAGAAUUUCCCCGCA